Messenger RNA from Rana temporaria (common frog), 871 nucleotides. It is a transcript of the gene RHOQ, whose product is annotated as ras homolog family member Q. Gene Ontology annotation, biological process: cortical actin cytoskeleton organization; small GTPase-mediated signal transduction. NCBI's taxonomy places the organism in Eukaryota, Metazoa, Chordata, Amphibia, Anura, Ranidae. Bases 229 to 849 code for a protein of 206 amino acids. Gene Ontology annotation, molecular function: GTPase activity; GTP binding. The transcript is spliced from 5 exons. The record is from RefSeq and is a predicted model, not a curated record.
UCCUUCCUCCUCCCGUACCGCAGGCAGCUCUUUGGAGACGCUCCCUUAGGCGGCACAGUCUGCCUCCCUCCCAGCCCAGAGAGGCUGUAGCGCCGGAAAGUGCUGUGCCCUCCGAAGUUGGGGGAGGGAGUGGGGGGGUGAGAAGUCCGCCCGUUGGGAGGAAUCCUCGGAGGGGAAGCGGCUGUCCCCCCGGAACGUCCUGCCUUCCUCCCCCUAAGAUGAGGCUCCAUGGCAGCGAAUGGCAGCGGCAGUAGCAUGCUGAAAUGCGUGGUGGUGGGGGACGGGGCGGUGGGCAAAACUUGCCUGCUGAUGAGCUAUGCCAACGACGCCUUCCCGGAGGAGUAUGUACCCACCGUCUUCGACCACUAUGCAGUGAGUGUUACUGUUGGCGGCAGACAGUACCUUCUUGGACUUUAUGAUACCGCGGGACAAGAAGAUUACGAUCGCUUGAGGCCGUUAUCUUAUCCCAUGACAGACGUGUUCCUCAUCUGCUUCUCCGUGGUGAAUCCGGCCUCCUUCCAGAACGUGAAGGAAGAAUGGGUUCCCGAGUUAAAGGAAUACGCGCCAAACGUACCGUUCCUGCUAGUGGGAACUCAGAUCGACCUCCGAGAUGAUCCCAAGACUCUAGCAAAACUGAAUGAUGUGAAGGAAAAACCCAUUACCAGCGAGCAAGGGCAUAAGUUGGCGAAAGAGAUCGGGGCGUGCUGCUACGUCGAGUGUUCGGCUCUGACACAGAAAGGGUUGAAGGCCGUCUUUGAUGAAUCCAUUAUCGCUAUUCUUACUCCAAAGAAAAACCCCAUGAAGAAGAGACUGGGCUCGAGGUGUAUAAACUGCUGUCUGAUCACGUGAGGCAAGGACGUGCCUCGUGCAA